CUGCCUCGAUCUGUCGCCUCUUGGAUCUCCCCUGAGCUCAGCUGCUCGUGGAUCCUCUCGCUCACAGAGCUGAGUGCGUACACCGGCACGUCUGCUUUUUAAACUGCGCUGCUCGGGGUGUGUUGCUGCCACAUGGGUGAAGGGUUGACCAGCUCGGCUCUGGACCGGACUUAAAACCCAUGAUCCCCUGCCAUCUCUGGCAUCCUCUCUCAUCACUAAGAUGGGAAAUGCCUCCGAAACAUUUCUGAUCGUGUCCAGAAUAUCAAAAGACAAUGACUUCCUCAUGGGAACUCUCUACACCAUUUUUGGUGUACUCUCAAUGCUGGGGAAUGGGAUCCUGCUGUUUGUGGCCUAUAGAAAGAAGUCCUCCCUGAAGCCUGCAGAGUUCUUUGUGGUCAACCUGGCCAUCAGUGACCUGAGUAUGACCUUAAGCCUGUUUCCAAUGGCUAUCGCCUCAGCCUACGCUCACAUGUGGCUGUUCAGUCAGACCACCUGCAUGUUCUAUGCCUUCUGUGGUGUUUUGUUUGGCCUGUGCAGUCUGACCAACCUCACGGUGCUCUCCUGCGUGUGCUGGCUCAAAGUCUGCUGCCCAAACUAUGGUAACAAGUUCUCAUACUGCCACGCCUACCUAUUGGUGGCUGGGGUCUGGUGCUACGCUGCCAUUUUCGCCGUGGGUCCACUGUCGGGUUGGGGGGAGUUUGGCGCCGAGCCUUACGGUACAGCCUGCUGCAUUAACUGGCACGCACCCAGCCAGAACUCUGCAGCUAUGAGCUACAUCAUUUGCCUCUUCUUCUGCUGCUACAUUGUACCCUGCACCAUCAUCUUCCUGUCCUACACGUUCAUCCUGAUGACCGUCCGGGGAUCACGACAGGCUGUGCAGCAGCACAUGUCCCCGCAGAACAAGAUCACCAAUGCACAUGCACUUAUCAUAAAGCUUUCGGUGGCAGUUUGCAUCGGUUUCCUGACGGCAUGGAGCCCAUACGCCAUUGUGUCCAUGUGGGCAGCUUUUGGAAACCCAGCAACUGUUCCACCCAUGGCUUUUGCUGUGGCAGCUAUAUUAGCAAAGUCCUCUACCCUUUACAACCCCAUAGUCUAUCUGGUUUUCAAGCCAAACUUCCGCAAGUCCCUGUGCCGGGAUGUGGCGUUGUGCAGGAGGUCACUCUGUGGAUGUCCGUCCAGCUCGGCACAGAAGGGACCGCAUCACAAAGAAGAGUGCAACUCGACAAGGUUGUCAAAUGGGCUAGUGGAAAACCACAGGACCUGCAGACACUGUCCUUGCCCUGAAAUGGCAGCUGGUGCCGGGGAAAACUUUCUGGACUACAGCCCCCAGCAGACUGCCAGGAUACUUAAAGGAUCAGCACACAGCGAGGUGGCUGUGAGUCAGCUGUCCAACGAGAUGCAGAGCGACUUCCUCUAAAGUCGCAAACAAAGCAUGACAAUGAAUAGGUAAAGGAAAGAGGAGGAAUAGAGAUGAAUAUGGCAGGAAUGAAGGAUUAACGGCAGGUUUGGGAAAAGGGAAAAUAAGAGAUUAUGUGAAAGAAGAAAUGUUACAAAGAUGAAGGUCGAAGUUGGAGAAGUGUGUUUUUUUCCUCAUGCCUCAAAUAUGUGAUACUGCCAAAAAAACAACUGACCACAGAGUUAGACGCCAACCCAGGAGGAUAAGCAAGCCAAACAGACAACAGGAAACUGUAGUGGUAUACAUCUGUGUCUCAUUAGGUCAAUCUAACCUGCAUCCACAACUAUCUGAUCACUUUGACUGAGAUCAUGGAGUCCCAAUGCAAAUCAAUUCAAGCUGGAUCAAUUCAAGCUGGAUUUGAAGGAGCAACUAAAAUGAAACUUCUACUCCCUAAAUGACCUCUUAUGUAUUUAUAAGUACUGUAUUUAAUAAUGUAUUUGAUUUGAUAAGUAUUUAUUUAUGCAUGCCUCAAAUUGAAGGACCACAGGGUUGGUUUUAUUAUCUUUAAAGAGAAAAUGCAUUAAGAUUUCAAAGCCUCAAUUACUGUCAGCCUCAUUUCUAUCUACAUUAAUUAAGACUAAGAAGGAGGUGGAAAACAAAACAUUUGAAGGAAGGAUUUGGCUUUGUGAGACCAUUGUAACUAGAGUUUAAAUGAACAAGGACCUCCAUCAAUAAUGCCCAGGAGAGGUUUGCAUUGAUUCCUCUGCAAAGACAAGUCACCAAUAUCAAUUUUGUUCAAUCAGCUGUGUCCAGCAUAGAAGGCAUGACUGAAUAAGGAAAGCAGGAGAGCAGGGGAAGGACUCAGGAUAACAAAAUCUAUAACGUGUUUGUAUUAAGUAAUGUGUGCAGCUUCCAGACAUGAAAUCCAGAAAAAAAAAAAAAAAAAAUGCUCAGAAGAAAGUAAUUAUGGGAAGAGAAGGAAAAGGCAUAUUAUGUUGUAUCAGAGGUAUUAGCUAGUGCUAGCUAGUCUUGUAGAGUUCAUAAAACAGACUCUUCUGCUGUGGACAAGGAUUAAGAGGAAAAUGGAAAUUGAGUCACACAAUGGCAUGUUUAAUUUGCAGCAGGCAUGUGAUCUUAAAAUGUGCCAGGGAGUGCUGACAAGUAAGAAAUGAUUCUGUUUUUGUUUUUACAACCAAAGUAAUGCAGAGUGAAAACAAACAUACAUCAAAAUUGGUUUAAAAAAUGGCUGACAUUUUAGUCUGUAUUUAAGCAGAAAGUUUGAUGUUUUUUAUUGUCUAAGUUCAAGUAAGCCCACUAUGCUGCUGAACUGUAAAAACUAGUGACAUUAGGAGGAAGAUAAACUUGUUUUAUAAGUUUUUAAGUAAAUGUAUGCGUGCGCAUGAUGGCCGCCAUGUCCCAAGUGUCUCUUUGGUGCACGUCCUAAAAAAUUAGCAUGAUGUUGAGGUGAAGUGCAGUAUUCAUUUGGCAAAUUGGAGCAGUGCAGAGGCAGGGAAGAAUCGCAGAGUCAACACAGCAGCAGGGAUAACAGUGGUGCUGAAUGCAGGCAGACCAUAUAUCUGGGACAGAGAGGUUUGUCUUUAAAGUCUUUAUGGAAACCUGUAUAACGUAUAGAAACAAUAUAAACAACAAUUAUAUUAGUUAAAUGAGCAGUCCUAUAAGCUGGUGAAUUCCAACCUAGUGCAUUUGUCAUCCAUCCAUCCAGCCAUCCAUCCCUCUUCCAAAGUUCAUAGUGACAGCAGGCCAAGCAAGUCACCCAGACAUCCCUCAUCCAAGCAACAUUAAUGGGAUGGGAUACAUAAUCCCUCCAGUGAGUUUUGGGUCAGCUCCAGGAUCUCUAACCUGUUGGACAUGCCUGGAAGACCUCCAAAAAGAGGUGACCAGGAGGCUUCAUGAGAGGCGUCAGAGGCCCAAACUACCUCAACUGGCUCCCUUUAUCAUAAUGGAACAGCAGCUCUACUCCAGGUUCUAGUGCCCUAUGAUUUCCAUGAAUCAUGGACAGAAAUGCAGAAUUAUCCAGUAAAAAGAGAAUCCACUGAUAAACCCAGAAAAUCACAGAAAUUGACAUAGUUUGACUUUCCUGAGAGAGAGAAAUGUGUAUUUGGGGAGACUUCUAGGGGGGAGGACUAAUGAUUGGCACAACGUGUGCAUCACUUCACAAAUACUCACCUGCUCCCCUCCAAAACAAUGCAAAUGUGUCAAAGCGGCCGCCUGAAAGCUGGAAAACACUAUGAAGCUCUACUGAGUGCUGUGCAGUGCAACCUAAUGUUGAACAUACUCUUAGAAAACUGGAGUUAUUUUACCUCAUCACACCAGUGAGUCAAAGAGUGAGUGAGGUGUGGUACACAGGUACACAACUAUGACUCCAGGCUGAAGUACUCGCCCUUCAAAAGCUUCAGACUUGAGUUGGACUCGAGUGUUUCUAUGGAGGCCUGUGGGCUACAUGAUGUGAAAUCCAUCAGUCACCACGAUUGCCCAUCCUCAUUCAUUUAACCUGUUCCUCUCGCUCUGUUUCUCCACCAGAUGAAUCUCAUUUUGAUCCCUCGUAUCCACAGCCUUAUUAUUUCGGUUGCUACCCAAACCUUUUUAUCAGGGUUGGAACAAAAAUUGUCAGUUAAAAUGAAAGUUUUGCCUUCUAGCUAAGCUCCUUUUUCACCUCAACAGUUCAAUGCAACGCCUACGACACUGCUGAUGCUUGCCGAUCCCCCUGUCAGUCUCAUGGUCCGUUCUGCCCACUCUCAGCCUGAGAAACUUGACCUUCUUUACUUGGGGCAAAGAUUCACUCCUCAUCCAGUGGAAGCAACCCACGUUUUUCUCACAGAGAACUAUAGCCUUGGACUUGAAGGUGCUGACCCUCAUCCUGUGUUUCCUCAUGAAACUCAUACCUGAUGAGUUUAGUUUGACAUUAUAGGGAAAAACUAAGGGAAGAGGCACAUGUUAACUCUGUUUUCAGCCUGCUGUCACUAGUUUAUGUAUGGAUGCAUUGAGCUGAGGGUCACCAGUUAACAAGGCAACGCAUUAAACCAAAACACCAGAGUCAUUGCAAAUGUGCACGGAGGAACAUGUAAGAGAAACAGAGUUGAACAGCAUCUUGUCUGCUGGCGAAAAAAGACCAUUUUGGUCUCAUCAGACCAAAUAACUUUCUUCCACUUGA
Molecule: messenger RNA, 4568 nt
Organism: Cheilinus undulatus (humphead wrasse)
Lineage: Eukaryota; Metazoa; Chordata; Actinopteri; Labriformes; Labridae
Gene: opn7b
Product: opsin 7, group member b
Exons: 6
Coding region: 221-1417 (398 amino acids)
Biological process (GO): G protein-coupled receptor signaling pathway; visual perception
Cellular component (GO): membrane
Molecular function (GO): G protein-coupled receptor activity
Source: RefSeq, a predicted model, not a curated record